Molecule: messenger RNA, 1443 nt
Organism: Phoenix dactylifera (date palm)
Lineage: Eukaryota; Viridiplantae; Streptophyta; Magnoliopsida; Arecales; Arecaceae
Product: UBP1-associated protein 2C-like
Cellular component (GO): nucleus
Molecular function (GO): RNA binding
Source: RefSeq, a predicted model, not a curated record
UGGCUAAAACCCUAGAUAGGUCGCUAACGCGUGCCCGAUGGUGCCCGUUCACUCCUGGCGAUCCUGAAAUCCCAGCCCCGGUCGCUUUUCUUGCCUCCCCGCCUCUGUUCUUGUCCGUCUUACGGCCCAGAAAGGGAGAGGAGAGCGGAGUCGGUGAUGGAGGAAGCGAAGAAGCGAAAACUCGAGGAAACCGGCAACGGAGACGUCUUCUCGCCCCAAUCCGAAGGCCAACUGCGUAAUCUCCUGGACCCGCUCCGGAAAGACCAGCUCGUCGAUCUCCUCGUCAAAUUAGGUACCCAGUAUUCUACAGUUGCUGAAGAAAUUAAAGGUGUUGCCUGUUCAGAUCCUGUUCAUCGCAAGCUUUUUGUUCGUGGCUUGGCUUGGGAGACUACCUCAGAGACCCUGUGUGCCGCAUUUAGUAUGCAUGGAGAAAUUGAAGAGGGAGCUGUCAUUUUUGAUAAGGCAACUGGAAAAUCUCGUGGAUAUGGUUUCAUUACUUUUCGGCAUAUGGAAUCUGCUCAGAAGGCAUUGCAAGAACCCAGCAAGAUGAUUGAUGGCCGUUUGGCAGUCUGUAAUCUUGCUUGUGAAAGCUUAAGCAGUGCAUCUGUCAGCACUGAUGUAGCACUGAGAAAGAUAUAUAUUGGAGGCCUGUCACCAGACAUAUCGAGUGAAACUUUGCUUAGUUUCUUUGGUAGGCACGGGGAUAUAGAAGAAGGCUCAGUUGCUUAUGAUAAAGACACUAACAAAUCUCGAGGAUUUGGUUUUGUUACAUACAAGACAGCCGAGGCAGCAAAGAAGGCCAUAGAUGACCCAAAUAAGACUCUUGGGGGAAGGAACAUUACGGUGAAGCUUGCGGAUACCCAUAAGAGUAAGGUAAUACAAGCACAAGUGCCGGCAGCAAUGGUUCCAAUGGCUGUACCUUUUCCAGCAGGAUUUGCACAAUCUGGAAAGUCACAGUCUGCAAGCCCAUCUCCUGUAGGCUAUGCUCCUUAUUUACCUGCCAUGUCAGCAUACCCCACUGCUUACCCAAAUGCCCCUGCUCAGUAUGCAUCACCACCUCAGAUUUCAUAUCCACAAGUUGGUGGAAAAAAGGAACCAGUUGGACUGCCAUCAGCAGCGCCUCCUGGAAUUCCAGGGUACCCAUAUUAUGCAACAAAACCAUAGAAGACAAAUCUUGCAGUGCUUAUCCCUAGUUGGCAUAAGGGUUAAAAGAAACAAGCUGAAGCAUUGAAGACCUCUUUUUGUUUUUUUUUUUUUGGGUGUCAGAUAUAUUGGCUAUAGAUUAUGGCAAUGACUUGUAGUUCAUGACCCCUAUAUCAGAAGCAACCAGCUUCCGGGACAGGUAGAAUUGCUAAAUAGUUUUAUUUUGGAUGACACUAGGGUGUACCUGCUGAGUAUAAAUCGGUUUAUUUUUUUAAGGUGUCUAUUUGUGUUGCUCUAUUA